UUCUUCGACAAAAUCAUAUACAAAAAUAUUUAAAAAAUUUAUAAACACACAAAGUACUUCAAAGAAAAAAAUGCGUAAGAUGGCAACAAAGUCACUGCUCUUCUUGCUAUUGGCAACAAUUGCCAGCAGCGCCUUAGCGCAAUCGCCUGUAGAUUGGCAGCCAUUGCUUGACCAGCAAAACUUGGCCCUACGUCAGGUGGUGCAGACAUUGCAAUUGACCCGUGGCUCAGCCGUCGGAGCUGAGGAAACCGAUGCCUGUUUCGAUUGGUAUUUGGAUAAUCAGACGGCGAUCAAUGAAGUCUACUACAAGGAGUACAACGAUUGCAAAAAUACGGCAACGGCGGCAAAGAAAUUGCUUUCGGAGCAAAGUGCUUUGGAACGUCAAGAUCUUUUGGAUGAUGGUCACUCACUUUGCUCAUCUUUGGCUGCUUGCGAAAGUAUCUCUGAUGGUUUGGAGUUCUUCCAAUGCUACAAUAAGGCGUCUGACGAUAACAGCCCGAAUUUGUUUAACAUAACCGUCACAUCGGAGCGCGUCGCUGACAAAUUGACAAUUUCCUAUCAAGCCAUCAACGACACCGAACGUGUGUGUACUACUAACGCCCGUGUUAAGAACGUGAAUGACUUAAGUACUAGCAGAACGUGUCUAAAUGAUUGUUUGCUUGGAGAGUGGAGCCCACCAAAAGCACAGAACGAAGUCGUCAGCGCACAAAUCUCCAAAGAUGCCGAUCACUCAAUUGGAAGCCGAAUGUUACUCAAACAGGACUCCGAGCCAAUCGCUCGCAAGCUAGCGUUCAAAAACAAUAGACCGAUUGUAGGCGCAUGAGUCGCAUAAGAAAGAAUGUUACAGAGUAAAACUUAUUUAUAAUUUAGAAAUUUAUGUAAUAAAUGAAA
Molecule: messenger RNA, 891 nt
Organism: Bactrocera tryoni
Lineage: Eukaryota; Metazoa; Arthropoda; Insecta; Diptera; Tephritidae
Exons: 2
Coding region: 71-823 (250 amino acids)
Source: RefSeq, a predicted model, not a curated record